AUGACGGAAUCAGUAAGAGGCAGCCAGUUGGCUGCGCAACAGGAGUCAAAAGCGCCAACACCCGCGUCAAAAGCAACAAGGCGCGCAGGGCGGCGGCUCAAGACUGCUCCCAUACAGCCUGAGGCAGGUUCGUUAUACGACAUUAUGCACACUCACUCUGGAACUGGACUAUACGUCCUUCCAAUCCUCUGGACAGAUCUCCACACCAAGUCGCUCAAUGUUCAGUUCCAAGACCAAGGGCGCAUCAACUACCCAGCGCCCGUGGUAAACCAUGACUUGCCACCAUCACCGCCACCUGAGCCGUGCGAUGCAGCUAGGAAUUUAUGCUACGAGAUCAGCACAUUCGCAGACAAAUCAUCUGCACCCUCGGCAAAAAUGCGCUGUUUGAAGCGCUUGAUGAGCGGCUUCUUCCCAGGCAUGCCUUGUAAGGCCAAGACUGGAGUAGAUAUGGAGUUGCACUUUGGGACAAGGUUUUAUCGAAAAGCCGUCAAAAUUCCAAUGAUAUGGAAAAGAGGAGACUCACGGUCACAGUCGUUUGACUCCGCCGCCACGUGCCCCUUGUCUUCGUCUCCAAUGUCGAACUUGAGCGAUGCCAGCCUCAGUGACGACGAUGAAGCUAGUGGCAGCAAGAUCCACAGAAGGUGUGAGCGCAGCGCGCCAUUACUUGCAUAUGUGGAUCGGGAUCAUCUCUCUCAUGUUCGGAAGAGCUUGUUCCGGGUAGCGCCAGGUCCUUUGGACGGCGAUUACCAGAACUCGCCUGUCUUGAACCUGCAGAAAUUGCGCUCAAAAGCGCUCGUACCUGCCGAUCGCGAUCAGGAUGCUCACCUGGUAGCCAUUCUCAUUGCAAUGGCACAACAAAGAUUUUACAACAAGAAUGGAAGUCGCCGGUUUAAGUUGUCUCGGUCCACCAACGAGUGCGCAUCGUCUGGUUCGACUGAUCCGGCUCGUCGAUCCGACGAAGCCAUCUACGAUGUUGAAGUACGUGUCUUCACUUUUGAUGCAGUGGAAAACGAUUUCAUCGUCUACACUGGAACUAUUGGCGCCGACUUCCUAGAAGGUUUUGCAGAUCCCGCCAGGACUCUGCACAGGCAGCCAGAUGGAGGCUCGUCGAUGCGCAUUGCUUACACGCGUGUGCCCAUUUGGCCUUUUUAUGGCCUUAAGGAGCGUCUCGGCAAAGCUUUGGGAUCUGAAGUGACGGGCGCACGCUUCGUCGGCCCUGGUUACGAUACCUAUCGCAACGACGAAGAGCUGGCAUCGCACCAAGCGGAGUUGGCUAGAGCACAGAUUGACUCUGAACGUAUACUCCUUGCCACUCAAGCAGUGUUGCGCAGAGAAAAAGAGCAAGAUUUGCAGGAGAUACUCGAGAGAAGCUUCGGGCAGCAAGGUACGAAAAGGAACUGGGAUGCGUCAGAUGCUGGAAUUUCAACCGAUAUUACACCCCCAGCCUCAGCACCUAAAAGAAGACGAGGGAGAAGGUCGAGUGGGAUUGUCGAGGGUUCUGGGCCUUGCGACUUUAUCGCAACUCCGUCCUUCGACCUCAUGUCGGAGGAUGAAUCGUAA
Pyricularia pennisetigena is the source of this 1560-nucleotide messenger RNA. RefSeq lists its product as uncharacterized. Bases 1 to 1560 code for a protein of 519 amino acids. The transcript is spliced from 2 exons. The record is from RefSeq and is a predicted model, not a curated record. NCBI's taxonomy places the organism in Eukaryota, Fungi, Ascomycota, Sordariomycetes, Magnaporthales, Pyriculariaceae.